CUUUAAAGAAGUGAAGGCACCACACCAUGGCACUUGGGGUGUGCACGUAAGUGGAUGGAGACAGACGGUAGCACCAGAUGGACUAAACAAACAAGUUACAUAGUGUUUUGGGGAAGGACUCAGUCUUUCCCCAUGUGUGUCCUUUACUCACAUAUAGCAUGGCCCUUCUUAUACCAAAUGUGUGAGGUUUUUUCCUCAUGAGGCAAUUUUUCAACAGCAACUGGGCGUCCUACAAUUUAACUCCGUUCUAACCACCCUGUCUCCCUGGAGAUAGUGCAUGAUCCCAUGGGUUUAGGACUCAAUCCCAUGAGACUGCCCCUCUACUUCACAGACCAAUCACAAUAGUAGAUCCCAGGCUACCCACAAGUUCUGUCCAGCAUGCUACAAAUCAGAAGUUCCCCGUCUCCUCCAGUUCAACUGAUUUGCUGGAGCAGCUCAUAGAACAGAGUGGAAACAUAUUUGCCAGUUUAGUAAAGGCUAUGUAGAGGGUACAGAUGAAGAGCUACAUAGAUGAGGUCUGGGCAGAUAGCAAGUGUGGGAGCUUCUGUCCCUGUGGAUUUGGGAGUGUGCCCAGGUGUCUCUUGAUCUGUAUUUAAAUUUCAUAAAACUUACCAUUGGAAAAAUAGAUUCACAUACCCAGUUAUUUCAAACAUUCUUCAGAGUUCUACAGUAAUUAAAUCGAGGAUCAGUUUUUAAUUUUAGAUUUAAUUUUAAUUUGUUGAUUUUAAUAUUUAUUUUAUUAAGACUUUAGUAAUAAAUUAAUUGAAACUAAAUAGCAUUAAACACUCUGUUUCAGUAGCCUUAUUUUCAGAAUUCACUUGUCACCAGUAGCUAAUGCAUGUAUAACAGCAUAGGUGCAGAGUGAUGCAGUGAUAGAGGGGCCUAGUCCAUCCCACCGAAUUUCGAUGUCGGAUUUACACAUAACCUGCCUGAUGAAUUGCCUCUUCAGCUCUUGCAUGCCCUCCACCUCUCACCAGCAUCCACAGUGUACUCCCCACAGAGCCACUCAUCAAAUUUUGUUAAAUGUUAAGUGACAUACUCCACUCCUCAGACUCCUGCUCCCUCAGUGAUGUCUUACCAUGCUUAGAAUCAGUUCCAGACCACUCACAACCCCUUUGUGUUGUGGCCCCUCCUGAGCUCAGUCAUCUCAGAGCUCUCCAUGUCAGAACUCUCCAUCUCACUUGUUCUGCUUAAGCACACCAUUUACUUUCCUCCACACACCCAAGUACACACCUGCUGCAGGGCCUUUGCGCCUGUUGUACCUCUACCCAGAAUGCUCUUUCCCAAGCAUCGAAAUGCCUGACACUUGUACUACAGUCACACCUCAACUCGGUGUUGCAUCCUUGGAGAGGUUUCCCUCAACCACCUCUCCACCCCCAGCGCUAUUUUGGAGGGGGGUUUGUUUUGUUUAUAUAGCAAUGAUCUCAGCUCACUCUGUGUUCUAUAUGAACUUGCCAUCCCUGGUGGAGUGUAAGGUACAGGGGAGCUGGUAAUUCUGGUCUAACUCUUCUCUUUCCUCAGCACCUGGGACAGUGCCUGGCACAUAGUAGAUACUCAUUUGCCUCCUGAUCUGGAGCCUUCUGUGAUCCUGGGAAGAGAGAGCACUGACUCUGCCCCUUCCCUGAGAAGGCCCCACCUUCUCUGCACUGGGCCCUUCUCCAAAUGCGGACCCUCAAGGGGGAGGAAAGGAUGCCUGCUGCGCGAGGGAAGUCUAGGUCCAAGGUGCCAGUGACAUUUGGGGAUUUGGCCAUCUACUUCUCCCAGGAGGAGUGGGAAUGGCUGAGCCCCAUUCAAAAAGACCUGUAUGAAGAUGUCAUGUUGGAGAACUACCAGAACCUGGUCUCUGUCGGACUUUCCUUUCGGAGGCCAAAUGUGAUCACCUUGCUGGAGAAAGGGAGAGCGCCUUGGAUGGUGGAGCCAGUGAGGAAGCGCCGGGGCGUGGACUCAGGGUCUAAAUGUGAGACCAAGAAGUUACUUCCAAAUCUAUGCAACAAAUCUGGGCAAAGCAUCUAUCAGAAACCAGUUUCUGCUUCACAGAAGGUUCCCACUGGAAAGAGGGGCUGCAAGAGGAGUUCAGUUCUGAUAAAACCCAGGAAGGUACAUUCAGGGAAGAAAUCUUUAAAAUGUAAUGACUGUGGGAAAACCUUUGGUCAAAGCUUAUCUCUUAAACUUCAUCAGAAAUCUCAUACUGGAGAGAAGCCUUAUGAAUGCAGUAAUUGUAGAAAAGCUUUCAGACAGAUUUCAUCCCUCAUUCUUCAUCAGAAAAUUCACAAUGGAAGGAAAAGUUAUGAAUGUGGUAAAUGUGGAGAAAGCUUCAUUCAGAGAACAUCCCUUAUUCUACAUGUGAAAGUUCAUAAUGGGAAGGAAAUCUCUGACUGUGGGAAGGCCUUGAGUCAGUGCCCACCUCUCAGUGUGGGCCAGAAAAUUAAUUUUGUUGAGAACAUCCACCAGUGUGGAAAGUGUGGAAAAGAUUUCAUUCGAAUGUCAUCCCUGUUACUUCAUAAGAAAAUUCACAGUGGAAAGAAAAGAUAUAAAUGCAAUAAAUGUGGGAGAGGCUUCAAUAAGAAAUCAGCCCUUGUUAUACAUAAAAGAAAUCAUACUGGAGAGAAGACCCAUGAAAGUGAGAAGACCUUAAGUCAGAGUCCACAGCAGAAAAGUCACCAUUUAGAGAAUCCUUAUAAAUGCAGAGUGUGUGGAAAAUCCUUUAAUAGAAUUUCAUCCAUUAUGCUUCAUCAGAGAAUUCAUAUGUCAAAGAAAACCUACAAAUGUGAUAAAUGCGAGAAGGUCUUCAGGAGGUUUUCAACCCUUAUUCUACAUCUAAGAAUUCAUAAUGGAGAGAAAUUGUACAGAUGUAGUAAAUGUGAGAAGGUCUGUAAUCGGCAUUCAUCCCUUAUUCAACAUCAGAAAGUUCAUACAAGGAAAAAGAAACUGUUUGAAUGUAAGGAAUGUGGAAAGAUGUUUUCUGGAACUGCCAACCUUAAAAUACAUCAGAACAUUCAUUCUGAAGAGAAACCUUUCAAAUGCAAUAAAUGCAGUAAGGUUUUUGGCCGACAGUCAUUUCUUAUUGAACAUCAGAGAAUUCAUACUGGAGAAAAACCCUAUCAGUGUGAGGAAUGUGGAAAAGCCUUCAGUCACCGAAUAUCUCUUACUCGACAUAAGAGAAUUCAUACUGAAGAUAGACCAUAUGAAUGUGAUCAGUGUGGGAAGGCCUUCAGUCAGAGUGCACACCUUGCCCAACAUGAAAGAAUUCACACUGGAGAAAAACCAUAUACAUGCAAAACAUGUGGGAAGGCCUUUAGUCAACGGACAUCCCUUAUUCUGCAUGAAAGAAGUCAUACUGGAGAGAAACCGUAUGAAUGUAAUGAAUGUGGGAAGGCCUUUAGCAGUGGUUCGGAUCUUAUUCGGCAUCAGAGAAGUCAUUCUUCAGAGAAACCAUAUGAAUGCAGUAAAUGUGGGAAGGCAUAUAGUCGGAGUUCAUCCCUGAUUCGACAUCAGAAUACACAUUCUGAAGAAAAAGCUUAAGUUUGUUUUAAAUAUGUGAAAGCAUAGAAUGAGGCUAUCAAAGUAGCAGAGACCAAGGCAUUGGAAAAUGCACUUGUCUGUUACAUAAGUUUUAUAUAAAUGGGACCGUUUGAUGAUGUGUCCCACUUUGAAAGCCGAAGAGCAGAAGUCAUUGGAGACUUUGACCAGAUAAUUUGUGAUCACCUGAGUCAGUGACCUUAUCAUAGGUCCUAAUUUCAAAGUAGCAAACUCAUAUGAUUUGAUCAGUCAUUUUUAAUGAAUACCACACUUCAUGUGAUAAGAAUUACUGAUAUUUUAUUUCCAGUGUAAUUUAAAGCUGUUUCAUUAGUCACACACAACAAAGUAGAACUACAGAGUCCAUAUUUGUGGAUGGGGCUUUGAGCCUGAUUUAAGGUCACAUGAAGAAUGAGUUUAAGUUUGUCUCUUAGGACUGGAACUAUCACAUGUAAGAGAUUUCCUGGGCAAACCAGAGUGCUACUUCCAGCUGGCAGAAAAUUAUGGGUGAGAAAAGAGUGAGUCUUCAGGUGGUUAAAGAUAGUCCUCAUAAUUGUGUGGAUCAGUUGAGUCAUUGCCAUAUUGUCUCCGAAUGAAGAUGUAAUAUUCAUCGUGUGAAAAAUCUGACAAGCCUGAGACAAACUGAUGGGAAAAAAGAAAGCAGAGAAAUGAGAAGUUAAAAGCAGGGAGAAAUUAUUUGUUACUGUUUUACUAAAAAUAAAUUUGUCUAUAUUUAUAUAAAUAAACAUUGGUAUUUUCCUGUAAGAACCCUGGUGUGUAAUAAGUGAUUGGUGGAAAAUGAGAUGCCAUUCCUUGAAUAUGUCUUCUCAAAAUGCAUAUGUUGAACCCCUAACCUCUAAUGUGAUGGUACUUUGAAAUGGGACCUUUGGGAGAUAUUUAGGGAAUAGAUGAGGUUAUGCGGGUGCAUCAUGAUAGGAUUAGUGUCUUUUUAAAAAAGGAUGCCAGAGAUCUUGCUCUUUCUAGUUUAUGAAGAUAACUGCAAGAAGAUGGCUGUGUAUAAGCCAGGAAGGUAGUCCUCACUACAUCCAACCAUGUGACAUCCUGACCUCGGACUUUUAGCCUCCAAAACUAAACAAAUAAGUUUCUUUUGUUUAAGUCACCUCCUCUGUGGUAUUUUGUUAUAGCAUCUGGAAUGGCUAAUACAUCGGGGGAAACCCUGGAUUUAUGUACCAGGCUCUCUUCCUAUCUGCUAAUCACCAUAUAUGAUAACUAUCAGUCUCUGUUUCCAGCUUGUGCAAAGUAUGUGAGAAAUAAAAUCAGAUUUUUUGUUACUGGGCUGUAUAUACUUGCACUCUUCUGCAAAAGCCAUUUUUAAAACCACCCAUAUCCUGUUAAGGUAACUGUGGAAUGCAUGACCACAUGGCUUUAGGUCACUCUGAUUUUGACCACAACUGAGAAAAUAACAUCCAGAUUUGCAGAGGGUAAGCAUGCAUACAGAGUAACAGUAAAUUUUCACUUACACUUGUCAUAGUUAUUCUGUAAAAUCAGCAUAAAAUAUCUCUGAUAUUUGGAGCAAAUAGGUGAGCAGAUAAUAAAGGUUCAUGGAGAGGCAUGUCUAUUCUUCCUCCCCUUCCAUGCCCUUCCCUUUGUUUAAUUCUUUUGUUGGUCUGCCAUAGGGAUUGAUUCCAAAUCAUUGGUCACAAACCUAGUAAACUGUUAAGACAGUGUUCUUGCUUAUAGACACUUAGAAUUUAUAAGGAAAUAGAGCAUAUUAGAAUGUGGAAACAUACCCGGUACACAGGUAAUCUAGAGAAGAUGGUGAACUCCAAGGUGAAUAGAGGACAGGGGGACAUGGUCCCUUGGAGAUAGUGACUAUAUUAAAGGAAGAAUAGGACAUUAAAGUUGGCAAGGCACACAAAAAUUGGAAGGCUGCUGAGGGCAAAGAGAAAGUACAGAUGCAGAAAAUAGUCACAGAAGGUUGUAGAGUAUUAAAGGAAUUACAAAUUUCGGUAUUUAGUACAGUGACUGGCACACAGGAAGUGGUUAGUACUUAUUAAAUAUUGAGUUAAAAAUGGAUUAAUGAAAAUAGUAUAUCCUGAUUUCCUCUGAGAUGUAAUUGACAGGGAACACUUAAACCUGGAGGUGACCCAGGUUUAUUGAGAUAAACCCUUGGGAAAACAGGCUCCCAUUUUAAGGAAUCACUAGUAAUGUUUGAAGACUGCUAAACUCUGGGUAACCAUAGCAAGAGCCAAACUUAAACCUAGCCCACUUCCUGUCUAUAUUAAUGACACUCCCCCCCCCCCCCCCCCCCCCCCCCGCCACACACAAGAGGCUUAACAGAAGAAAUGACACAACCAUUUCUAGGAAGUCUAUUUUCCUCUUUCUGCUGUCCUGUACAAGAUUCCUGGCUUGGGGCUUGGGGCAGGAGGGGAGCAAAAUUAAGUACUGCAAAAAAGCAAGAAGAAUCUACACUCCCCACUCCCACCAAGUGAAAGAACAACCCAGAAUUACUGAGAAGUAUAUAGGUGUUGGGAUGACAGAAUUUUUAAUAUGUUAAAGGUUCUAAUAAAGUUGCACAACAGCAAAUAACAUGGGUCAUUUGAGCAGAGAGAGAUGAAUGAUGGAAAUACUAAAAAUGACCACAAACUGUACCUUCAGCAGGCUUACCAAUAUACUUGACACAGCCAAGGAAAGAAUACGUGAACUUGAGAAUCCCCCAAGCCAGAACAACUUGGGGCAGGGGGCAAGGGGUGCAGGGAGAUGACAAAAAAGAACAUCCAAGGGCUGUGGGGGAAGGAUCUACUGUUCCAACACAUGCAUAACUGGAAUCCCAGAAGGACCAGAGGAAAUGAGGAAGAAAUAUUUGAAGAUGCAAUAAUGACUGAUGACACCAGAACAUAGAUAUAUAUAGGUCAGAGAAUACCACGAAUGAUUUUUUAAUUAUGGAGAAACAAUGAUAAGAAUUACAGCAGACUUAGGGGGGAAAAAUUACAGUAGGGGCACCUGGGUGGC
This is a messenger RNA of Mustela erminea (ermine), 6489 nucleotides long. It is a transcript of the gene ZNF667, whose product is annotated as zinc finger protein 667. Lineage: Eukaryota; Metazoa; Chordata; Mammalia; Carnivora; Mustelidae. The coding region runs from base 1663 to 3522 and encodes 619 amino acids. The transcript has 6 exons. The record is from RefSeq and is a predicted model, not a curated record. Gene Ontology annotation, biological process: negative regulation of transcription by RNA polymerase II. Gene Ontology annotation, cellular component: nucleus. Gene Ontology annotation, molecular function: RNA polymerase II transcription regulatory region sequence-specific DNA binding; DNA-binding transcription repressor activity, RNA polymerase II-specific.